GCACCACCUGUGCCACUCUGCAGUGUCACACACCUGUGCCCAGAAGUGCCACCUACCUGUGCCCAGCAGUGCCACCCACCUGUGCCCACCCACCAGUGCUGUCCACCAGUGCAGCCCAGCAGUGCUGCCAGUCAUCAGUGCCGUCUAUCAGUACCCAUCAUCAGUGCCGCCUAUCAGUGCUGCAUAUUAGUGCCGCCUAUCCGUGACACCUCAUUAGUGCUGUCUAUCAGUGCCGCCUAUCCGUGCCACCUCAUUAGUACUGCCUAUCAGUGCCCUUUAGUGCCGCCUAUCAGUGCCCAUCAGUGCUGCCUCAUCAACGCACAUCAG
Staurois parvus is the source of this 327-nucleotide messenger RNA. NCBI's taxonomy places the organism in Eukaryota, Metazoa, Chordata, Amphibia, Anura, Ranidae. The record is from the annotation of a GenBank genome assembly.